Camellia sinensis is the source of this 2787-nucleotide messenger RNA. The record is from RefSeq and is a predicted model, not a curated record. NCBI's taxonomy places the organism in Eukaryota, Viridiplantae, Streptophyta, Magnoliopsida, Ericales, Theaceae.
AUGGAGAAUGCUCAUAGUCCGAGUGACUACAUUUCACCGAUGGGCCAGAACAGACCAGAUGUGAUGUUUCCGGCCGAGGGAGAGCUGUGUGCAAUCCAAGGGGACAGUCCAGGACGGGGAACAGAUGAUUUGACAGUUAUGGCAGAGGAUCUUGCCAAGUUCCAGUUUUACAGUGGCCAAGAUCUAGAAGACUCAGCCGUCAACUGGUUCGAUUACGAGGAAUCGUUAGAUCAGGAGAAUUUUGAAGACUCUGAGAGAAUCAGGAAGGCAAAAGCCCAUGUGAGGAUUGAGACUGCCGCAAGUACAGAAAUGGAGAAUGCCACAAGAAAUGCAACAGGGUUAGUUGCUGCAACUAUUGCCACGGGUUUAGGUGCCUUAACACAUACAUUGGGUACCUUCAUCCCCGUGAUAGGAGCAAGUGGAUUUGCUACUGCUCCAGCCGCAACUGUUAUAGAAACUGUUAUUGGAUUGUUGAUGGAUUGGGUUAAGUUUGAGGUCCAUCAACACUUCAAGAAACAGUUUGCGGAGGAUUGGGUUACAAGACCUGUCUUGGAAGGGGUUUACAAGACCAUUGGGUUAGACUAUGUAUCUCAACACCUGAUCUCAAAGUUCAGCGAAGCUGAGGUUUUGGCUGCAAUUAAGGACUGCAAUAGCAACAAAGCUCCAGGCCCUGAUGGUUUUAACUUGUUGUGCUAUCAGAAAUUUUGGAAGGUCAUGAAGCCCAAGAUUAUGCAAUUUUUUGCGGACUUCCAUUCAAAUAGCAAACUGACCUAUGGCAUCAACAGCACUUUUAUUAGUCUGAUACCCAAAGUGGACAAUCCCACUAGCCUGUCUGAAUUCAGACCCAUCAGCCUGCCAAUUCUUUCCUCCAUCAUUGGUGAAACACAAACUGCAUUCAUAGGCGGGAGGAAUAUCCUAGAUGGGGUUUUCAUUGCCAAUGAAGUGGUGGAUGGAUGGAAAAAGUCCAAGAAGCUCGGUAUAAUUUUAAAGCUAGAUUUCGAAAAAGCUUUUGAUUCUGUGAACUGGAAAUUUUUAUUUUCCCUUCUGUCCAAUUUUGGAUUUGGGAACAAAUGGAUUUCCUGGAUAAAAACCUGUAUUACCUCAGUCAGGAUCUCCAUUCUUGUGAACGGCUCACCCACUACUGAAUUCUCACCACAAAGAGGUCUUAGGCAGGGCGACCCGCUCUCACCUUUUCUGUUCAAUAUUGUAUCUGAAGGUCUUAACAUGCUUUUGAACAGAGCAAUUAAUCUUGGCAUACUUAGAGGAGUCCUUGUUGGGUCAAAGGAUGUUCUUUUGUCUCAUCUGCAAUUUGCGGAUGACUCAAUUAUUUUCUCUGAAGCAGAUUGGGAUCAGAUGGUGCUUAUUAAAAGAGUUCUAAGAUGCUUCGAAUUUUUAUCUGGUCUGCGAAUAAAUUAUCACAAAAGUGUGGUAUGUGGUGUUGGUAUGGAUGAUUCACUCUUGCUCUCCUUUGCAAAGCUCCUCAACUGUCAAGUCCACAGCUUACCUCUGAAAUUUCUAGCUCUACCUCUUGGAGCCAACCCCGGGAGAAAAUCUACUUGGAAACCUGUGCUUGACAAAUUCAGAUCCAAACUCUCGAGGUGGAAGCGAAAACUGCUGUCUUUUGCAGGCAGGUUAACACUAAUCAAGUCCACCUUAUCUAGUUUACCAAUUUAUUUUCUCUCUUUAUUUAAGAUGCCAGAAGGUGUGGCCAAAGAAAUUGAGAGGAUUCAAUCAACUUUUUUAUGGGGUGGAAACGACCUGAAAAGGAAAGUCCACCUAGUGAAAUGGGGAGAGGCUACAAAAAGCAUUAAUCAAUGGGGCUUAGGCAUUAGAAGACUAAGAGAUGUAAAUGCAUGUCUAUUGCUUAAAUGGUGGUGGAAAUUUGGAACUCAGAUUAAUUCUCUUUGGAGGAGGGCUUUAUGUAGCAAAUACAAGAUAGAUGAGGCUCGUUGGAAUCCACCGAAUGAUUUUCCCCUCCUUUUCAAUCUCUCAACUGAUAAAGAUGGUUCUCUUCAUCAAUACUUAGAUAGAAGAACCAGCCCAAAUACUUGGAAUUUUCCCAUUAGAAGAACGAUGUUUUCUUGGGAAUUGGAGGAAGAAGCUAGUUUGAUUGAAGCCCUAUCGUCAGCCCCUUCUCUGUCUCCCCACAAAGCUGACUGUUUUUUCUGGGCUUGUGCUACUGUAAACAGUGGUGAGUUUUCUGUUUCCUCAAUUUACUCUUUCAGUAAUUCCACACUUGGUCCUCAUCUUCCAAUUUGUAAUCAUAUCUGGAAUAGAGCUGUCCCUCCUAAGGUUUCAUUUUUCUGUUGGUUGGCUUGGAAGAAUAAAAUUAAGUCUGCAGAAUUUAUGCUCAGAAUUGGUAUUUUAGACCCAUCUGCUUCCAUCAGUUGCACCUUCUGUGGCUUUGAAUCUGAGUCAGCCACACAUGUCUUGCUCCACUGCCCCUUCUCAUGGCAGAUUUGGUCUUCAAUUAUUCAAGAUUGGGGGCUUUCUUGGUGCAUUCAAGAUUCAGUUGAUGGCCUUCUUCAAUGGUGGAUGAGUGUAAACUUCAAUCACUUUGAUAGAUUAAUUUGGAGAGCUAUCCCGCUCAUUGUUCUUUGGUCGUUGUGGAAGUGUAGGAACGAAUGUAUUUUCGAAGAGGCUCAACCAAAUAUUUCAGAUUUGAGUGAAACUAUCAAAGUCAGAGCUGCACUAUGGCUGAAAGCAAGCAUCAAGGACCUUCCCUUCUCAGUUGAUGAUUUAACCUUCAACUGGAGACAAAUCAGAGCUGGGAAUUCAAAUCUUUAG